Molecule: messenger RNA, 2126 nt
Organism: Eptesicus fuscus (big brown bat)
Lineage: Eukaryota; Metazoa; Chordata; Mammalia; Chiroptera; Vespertilionidae
Gene: VAPA
Product: VAMP associated protein A
Exons: 8
Coding region: 426-1316 (296 amino acids)
Biological process (GO): neuron projection development
Cellular component (GO): plasma membrane; endoplasmic reticulum membrane
Molecular function (GO): FFAT motif binding
Source: RefSeq, a predicted model, not a curated record
UAGCUCCGCCCUCUGCCCACACCCGUUCCCUUGACAGCUGGCGGAGUACUCCUAGCGGCGGUGAGGCCGGGAGCGCGCAGGCGCACCAGCCCGCGCCCCGUAGGGCAGAACUCGAGGGCGGGACGUGCGCUAGGGGCUCCCGGCCGCAGGGGCGCGCACGUAGGCACGCAGAAGUCAUCACGUGGGGCACUGAGGAUCGCAGUGCGCGUGGCCGGGCGGCUGGUGUGGGGUUGAGUCAGUUGUGAGACCCCGAGCUGCUGAACCAGCGGGCUGCCCAACAACCGGCCUCAUAGCGGCAGGCGUCGGGGUGCGGGAGCCGUGAGCUGACCCCAGCGGAGAGCUCGGCUGAGCCGUCGCCGCCAUCGUCCCCAGCCAGCCAGCAAGCCGCCGCCGCGGGCGCGCCCCCGCUCUGCGCUGUCUCUCCGAUGGCGUCCGCCUCUGGGGCCAUGGCGAAGCACGAGCAGAUCCUGGUCCUCGACCCUCCCACAGACCUCAAAUUCAAAGGCCCCUUCACAGAUGUAGUCACUACAAAUCUUAAAUUGCGAAAUCCAUCGGAUAGAAAAGUAUGUUUCAAAGUGAAGACUACAGCACCUCGUCGAUACUGUGUGAGGCCCAACAGUGGAAUUAUUGACCCAGGGUUGACUGUGACUGUUUCAGUAAUGCUACAACCUUUUGACUAUGAUCCUAAUGAAAAGAGUAAACACAAGUUUAUGGUACAGACAAUUUUUGCUCCACCAAACAUUUCAGAUAUGGAAGCUGUGUGGAAAGAGGCAAAACCUGACGAAUUAAUGGAUUCUAAAUUGAGAUGUGUUUUUGAAAUGCCCAAUGAAAAUGAUAAAUUGGGUAUAACUCCACCAGGGACUGCUCCAGCUGUCACUUCAAUAAGCAUCAUCAACAAGCCAGUUGCAACUCCUGCCAGUUAUAGCAUGAAGAAUGACCCCAGGGGACUCAGUGUGUUCAAACAGGAGAAGCAGAAGAAUGAUAUGGAACCUAGCAAAGCUGUUCCACUGAAUGCAUCUAAACAAGAUGGACCCAUGCCAAAACCACAUAGUGUUUCACUCAAUGACACUGAAACAAGGAAACUCAUGGAAGAAUGUAAAAGACUUCAGGCAGAAGUGAUGAAGCUAUCAGAAGAAAAUCGAUACCUGAGAGUAUUGUAUAUGCCUCAUGUUUUGUGCACACCAGUUUGGAAUGAAUCUCACUUAAUAUGCACCAUGCCUGUGCUUCAACGUACUAUCCUAGCUAAGAGCCAAGGACCAAGAAGAUGGUUAGCUUUGACGAGAAUCUUGAUUCUUGAGUGGCUGAAUUAUAUCUGAUUAAAAGGCCAUCCAACCUGGGCCAGUUGGGUGGAGGGUCAUGUGAUAACUGUCCUGAACAAUCGGAAGCACAUGGAGCUGAGAAUGGAAACUGGGAUGUCAAGAGAACCAAAUAGAGCCAGGAGGCCUUAGAGAAGUUUGUCUUGCACAUGUUCUACCCAACGCAUUUCUCCAGGAACUUUUGAGCUCCUCAGCCUUGCCUGGACCUUAAUCUCUUCCUCAUCAAGGCAACCAGAUCAUCUAAGUUCCUUACUUUGAAAGAGCCAAUCCAUUUUGCCAACCAGUAUCCUUCAUUUGCAUACCCAAACUAACCAGUCUCAACCUAUCAGAAGCCUUCAUUUACCUGAAAGGACCAGAUUGAGGACUGACUGCCCAUGUAACCAGAGGCUUUAUAAAGCCUGUCCUUUUUUUGUCAUAUACAGGCAGUGCUCGGGUUACGUCAGACUCGAUGUAUGUUGUUUCGUGGUUACGUCGCCAUCUCCCAUUUAUUUAUUUAAAAAAAAAAUUCCAUUUGGACGCAUGUACAUAUGUGCUUUAUGUUUUUUUAUUAUUUAUUUACCACAAGUAAAGGUCAGGAAUUGUUAUCUUUCGUUUAAAUUUCGUUAAUACUGUUCCACUUCAUUACUGCUGUGUAUGUGCUCCAUGUGAGUGAGGUAGGUGGGUUCCGACUUAUGUUGAAAACCGCAUUAUGUCGCGCAGUAGGGACAGAUCUCCGGCAUAACCCGAGGACCUACUGUACUUUAGGUUGCUAUCUGAAUCUGUGUCUCCCAGUUGCAACCUCUGUAUUCAAAUAAAUGCUUUUUAUUUCUC